AUGGACCUCAAGGCUGCCAUCCUCCGAGGUCCCCUCAGGCGAGCACGACGUUCACCAAUGGAGGAGGAACCUCCCCCACCAUACUCACCGCGAGCGGCACCGCCAGACGCGCCGCCGCCGACAGCACCGCGUCUGCAACUGCAACGUCCGUCCAUCUCGGGGCCCUCGGCCUCUGAACCAAUUGCGAUCCCUUCAAGCCCACGGGACGCUUACUCGGAUGCCGUCGCCACACAAGCGCGCUCAUCGCGUGCACUGCCUGACGUCCCCCGCCGCUCCGUCGGCCGCUCCCUGUCCCCAAGAGGUUCUCCAUUGGCAACCCCGGCAUACGUGCGAGCCCUGUGCUCACCGCAGCCCCAGGGCCCCGCAUCCCUCGCCACUCUGCCACUCGAUCUUCUCCAUCACAUCUUGGCCCUCACCCUCGACCCACUGGCUACACCAGAGCACUACCUCUUUGACGUGGAAAUUGAGCGGCUGGCACGGAUCGCCGGUCUGUUCAAACUGCGUGCCGUUGACCGGCGGUUCUUCCUCAUUGCAACUGCUGUCCUCCGUGACAAGCUUCUGCCCACGUACAGGUCUCUGUUGGCACCGGGAGCGAGCUCGGACCCAUCGCCACCAGGUGACGGCGAGGACCCAUCCGUUGGCUCCGUCUUUGCGCGCAGGACGCGCGAGGCCGCCGUGCUCGACCGCUUCAUCGCACUACGCAUUGGCGAAGACUGGCGUAAAGCCGAGAGCGAGCUGUGUGAAGACUUGGGUCUAGAGACGGAGAUCUUUUCUGGUUUGCAGCCCGCCGCCCGCAUGGAAGACCUCCUCCUCACCCUCCCCGCCUACCUCAUCACGCCCACAGCCCCACCAAAGGGCGAGCUCUACCUCGCCCUCCCUCUCCCACACCCACACCUCGCCAUCAACGUGUCCCCGCUCUGGGCGCAGCUGUGGAUCCACUACCAGCCAGUGUUUGAGCCCGUCGCCCCCGGCAAGCGCGUGCGACGUAUCCUCGCUCUGGAAGUGAGGAGGGGCAGGACGAGCGAGGAUACUGUCCAAAGACUCAAGAAUGGUCUUGACGCCAUUCGCAUGGGCAGGCUGGACUGGGGCCAGAAGGUCGAGAAUUGA
Messenger RNA from Apiotrichum porosum, 1107 nucleotides. RefSeq lists its product as uncharacterized. Lineage: Eukaryota; Fungi; Basidiomycota; Tremellomycetes; Trichosporonales; Trichosporonaceae. The record is from RefSeq and is a predicted model, not a curated record. The transcript is spliced from 3 exons. The coding region runs from base 1 to 1107 and encodes 368 amino acids.